UAUUUUAAUAGCAUUAAUAGAAAUGAAUGUUCAUAUCGAUAUACAUACAUACAUAUUUACAAUAAAUUUUAUAUAAAAUGCGUCGCUUAAUAAUCGGCAGUAUUACUGGCCAAAUAAUCGCGAUGCCCAAUAUUGGACGCUGCUUAUUUUGUACAGCUUCCAAUUUUGGCUCUGUGAUUCUGUGUCCGAAUUGUCCGAGUCCAUCACAGUAACUGCAGCCGCGUUCGUCUGCAACAAUACAAAACAAAAUCUUUAAAUUUAUAAUAAGUAAAACGCAGGCAUACAUUCAUAAUAAGAAGAGAUAAAGGCUGAAAGAAAAAUAUAAAUUAUCUUGCCUCCCAAAUUGAGAUAAUUUUCAUUUUCUGAAAAAAGUUCCAAGAAUGGUAGCACCUUUGACUUUGCCUCCAUUAGUAGUAUAUGUUUAAAAUCGAGCAAUACAGAUUCAUUAUUCGCCUUAUUAAUGAAACUCUUCGCUAUAUACCAGUCGUUAUACUUUCAGAAUGAUUAGUUCGCUCCUAUACAGCACGGGCAUACACCGAAAAAUGCCUUCUUUAUUGACUGUCGAUAAGUGGAUGAAGCUAUGUAGUUCUAUAUGUUUGGCGCUGAUGUUAAUCGAAUAUCUGUUCCACGAAAUAGCGCACGGUAGCUGGCACUCUGGCACUGACAAAGUGGCAAUGGCCGAUAUUUUUUUUUGCUCUCAGCUUCUCUCAGCCUUUUUAGAGAUCCUUUAAUUAUUCAUUAGUUUUAUGAUUAAAGGCUCUCUAGCCUUUUCUAGCGUAUGUUAUCCCCUCUACAGCACAUGUACUAAAUUCUAUCUGAUCUAUCUCGUUUCAGUGCAGAGAGUGCACGUAAAACAAGUAGAACGCCUCAUGUUUAUUGUUCGUUCGAUCAGAGAAAGAAAGUUUCCUAUUCUUUCCCAUUCUUUUCUCUAUUUCGGUUUUCUCUUCGCAGAAUCGCAAACUAAUUUGUCUGCCGAUUAUGAGAUAGAAUGAAAAGAAAUGUCUGCGAGUGCGGAACGGCCGGCUCCUAUGCCCUUUCAGGACAGUCAGUACAACUGGACGGACGAUCUGCCAGUUUGCAAACAGUCCGGAGUGGGCUUUUCUACUAAUCAAAUCUACCGUGAAGAUGGAUAUCGGCAAGAGGAGCAUCCCUUUGAGGAUCGUAGUUUUCAUUGUAGAUACGAUGACUCUACAUUUCUUUAUGCUGUAUUUGAUGGUCAUGAAGGUACUAAGGCAGCCAAUUUUGCUAUGCAAAGAAUGGCUGCAGAAAUUCUACUUGGGCAGCUAAAUGGUAAAUCAACGGAUGAAGAGGUGAAAGAAGUUCUCCGGCAGGCAUUUAUAGCAGUUGAAAAAGGAUAUCUAGAAUCAAUUGGUGAUUUGUUGGCAGAACGUGCUAGUCUACAAUUUGACAUACCUGACGGAUUGAAUUCUUAUGAGACCUAUCAAAAGUUUCCAGACUUGGUUGAUAAACUAAAUGCACUAAACUGCGAAUUAUCAGCUGGAACUAGUGCUGUUGUUGCCUUGGUCUACAAAGGAAGGCUGUACGUCGCAAAUGUUGGAGAUAGUAGGGCAUUGUUAUGCAAAACAGACAGCAAUCAAGUUUUAAGAGUUAUACAAUUAAGCGUGGAUCAUGACUUAAAAAACGAGGACGAGCUUUUGCGAUUAUCUCAAUUAGGUUUGGACAUCGAAUCAGUUAGGCAAGGAUCUCAUCUUGGAAAUCAGGAAAAUACACGUUGUCUUGGCAAUUAUCUCGUUAAAGGAGGAUACAGAGAAUUCGAAGAGUUAGCAGCUUCCAUAGCGGAACCGAUCAUCGCCGAACCGGAAAUCCAUGGCAGUAUCGAAUUAGAUGAAUCCUGUAGAUUUUUAUUGCUUAUGUCGCGUGGUCUAUAUAAAUCAUUGGAGGAAGCAACUGGUACCGAUCAAGUCAAUAAGGAAUUGGCCUCGAUAAUGGUUGAUCAGUUUCGAGUACAGUCUACUUUAACAGGAGUUGCUCAGGCGGUAGUCGACAAGGUCGUGAGAAUUCAUCACGACGUAAACAUGAGCAACACACAAAACACUAUGACCACCGGCAAGCGUGAUGAUAUAACUCUUUUGGUGCGGAACUUCAAUUACCCGCUGCCGCACGCAUUGAAAAGUCCGACUAGUCAGUCGGUUAGAUUCAAUCCCGUGGUGCAAACCGCACCAGUCAACAUACCCGACAAUGAAGAUCUGUCGAGCACCAGCACGGGUGUCACAGAUGAUAACGUCGACACAUCGACGACGGAAACGUCAACGACGUCAGACUUGUAUCCGCCAGGCGCCAGAAUGGUGGAACGAAACGCUAGAAUUAAGCCUUAUGUAGAUUUUUCGGAGUAUUACGAAAAUGUUGAGAGAAGAAGAAAGGAGGGAACGUUACCAGAAGAUAUAGACUUCUGACCACUUAAAUUGAAUAUACAAGUGAAAUAUUCGAGUACUUCAUUUGCAAACGCAAAUGCGAAUCAAUACUUUGCGACUGUGUUAAUAUAUGUAAAUGUUCCUAUUAUUGCAGCAUAUAUAUUUUUAACUUUGAAAUUGUAUUUAUAUUUAGCAUUAAAAUAUGAAAUUUGUAAAG
This is a messenger RNA of Monomorium pharaonis (pharaoh ant), 2589 nucleotides long. RefSeq names its product TGF-beta-activated kinase 1 and MAP3K7-binding protein 1. The coding region runs from base 999 to 2414 and encodes 471 amino acids. The record is from RefSeq and is a predicted model, not a curated record. Gene Ontology annotation, biological process: protein dephosphorylation. Gene Ontology annotation, molecular function: protein serine/threonine phosphatase activity. NCBI's taxonomy places the organism in Eukaryota, Metazoa, Arthropoda, Insecta, Hymenoptera, Formicidae. The transcript is spliced from 6 exons.